This is a messenger RNA of Dibothriocephalus latus, 411 nucleotides long. The record is from the annotation of a GenBank genome assembly. NCBI's taxonomy places the organism in Eukaryota, Metazoa, Platyhelminthes, Cestoda, Diphyllobothriidea, Diphyllobothriidae.
AUGUUAAUUGACUUUUUGUCCUGUCAUUUGAAGCGCUUCAGUAUCCGUCUAAUUCGUGACAAAGGUAGAUUGACGGUUAAGCGCUUCAUUCGGGCUCUGCCAUUACAAGACAACAGGACUUCCGAGGAGGAGACUGCUGUUGCCGCUCUUCUUCAAGGUCUCCUGGAAAUUUCCAUGAACGGAUUCGACGGAUCGGCCUUUUCAGAAAAGGAUGCGAUACCAGAAGCUGCCGCAGCCAUACCGCCGGACUCGAGCCUUGGCCGGCGAAACGUCCGUCUUUUCGUGUUCACUCUCGGCGUCUUGCUGGAAUAUCUUGACUGUUUCAGCAUCGACGGUGAGGCCGCGCUUGAGGACCGCGCCCUGCUCAGUCUGGUGGACGUGUUCAGCACCGAACUCCAUGCUUUCGGUCGC